Messenger RNA from Sciurus carolinensis (gray squirrel), 1236 nucleotides. It is a transcript of the gene Gpsm3, whose product is annotated as G protein signaling modulator 3. The coding region runs from base 163 to 639 and encodes 158 amino acids. The record is from RefSeq and is a predicted model, not a curated record. Gene Ontology annotation, biological process: regulation of inflammatory response. The transcript is spliced from 4 exons. NCBI's taxonomy places the organism in Eukaryota, Metazoa, Chordata, Mammalia, Rodentia, Sciuridae. Gene Ontology annotation, molecular function: protein binding; GTPase regulator activity.
GGGGGGCUGACCAGGAACCCAGCUUCCUGCUCAGUGCCCAGCCAUCCAUCCCCCAGCUCACCCCCACCCCUUCCAGCCCCCACUCCCCUCAGGAACUCAAGGUUCCGGCCCUCCUCCCGAAUCCCAGCCACCCCUCCCCCAUCGGUUUCUCCCCGAAAGGGGAUGGAGGCUGAGAGACCCCAGGAAGAAGAUGGUGAGCAGGGAUCCCCUGAAGAUGAGUUGGGCUGGCCCCCUCUGAACUCCACCAUUCGGCCUUGGCGAUCUGCUCCCCCAUCCCCUCCUCCUGGAACCCGCCACACAGCCUUGGGGCCCCGUUCGGCCUCCCUGCUUUCCCUGCAGACUGAACUCCUUUUGGACCUAGUGGCUGAGGCCCAGUCCCGCCGCCUAGAGGAGCAGAGGGCCACCUUCCGAGCCCCCCAGAAUCCCUCAAGCCUAACUCCAGCCCCACCCCGGCCCCUUGAGGACAGAGAGCAGCUCUAUAGCACCAUCCUCAGUCACCAGUGUCAGCGCAUGGAAGCCCAGCGAUCAGAACCACCCCUCCCACCAGGGGGGCAAGAGCUCCUGGAGUUGCUGCUGAGAGUUCAGGGAGGGGGCCGAAUGGAGGAGCAAAGAUCCCGACCCCCAACACACACCUGCUGAGACUUGAGUCGCCAACCAGCCCCUCCUCCCUCUUGGGGCUCAAAGCUGGGCAGCCAAUACAGCUCUCAACCCUGCCUGCCAGGGGUACCAGACUGGAAGACCCAGGAGAAAUUACAGUGAUCACCACUCUCAGCACCUUCUCUGGGAACUGGAGGGGGUGGAAGUCAUCAAACCCUGGGAAUAGGCAAGGUAGGAUGGUCAUUGAAUUUCCUCAAGUAUGCUGGAACUUGAGGCAGAAAGAGGAUCCCAGUCACCCAUCUCAGGCAGUGACUGCGAGUCCCUGUCCUGAGCUGUCUAGCUACUAGGAAGGGUGUGAGGGCUCAGGCCUUUCCCUCCCAAGAAAAGGCAAGUUUCUCAAAGGUUAUCACUUGAGAGACAGCUCUAUCCUCCUUCUCAGUAGGAAGAAAAGGAGGGUGGGCACAGCAAAGAGAGAUCAAGAGUAUUUUCCCACCCCUGCCUUGGGCACCAUCUAGCACUCAAGACAGAGGGGCCCUAGCGGCUGUGAACGGACCUUUAGACUGCCCACCCUCCGCUCCCCACUGCUGCUGGGUCUGUUCGAUGUUUUGGUUGUAUGAAUAAAUGUAAUUCCCCUCUGGA